Dibothriocephalus latus is the source of this 600-nucleotide messenger RNA. Lineage: Eukaryota; Metazoa; Platyhelminthes; Cestoda; Diphyllobothriidea; Diphyllobothriidae. The record is from the annotation of a GenBank genome assembly.
AUGUGUCCUGUAAUCGCUGUAUGCGAACGCAGAAGCCUCUGCCUCUCUCUAAGUGACGACCCCCUCAUCAGCAACCUCUGUCCCGCUCACCAGCGUUCAAUCCCUAUAGGUCUUCCGAGUCCGCACCCAUCUUGGUUACCCCUCCAUCUGAGUCGGCUUGAUGGCAUUCUGGACUAUGAAGCCAAAUCCGCAUCUGGUUUUAAGGAAAUGCGCUCGGCAUUACAGGAUAUUCAUGACAAGAUGGCAAAGCAUCGUCUCCUGAUUGAUCGCUACUCGGGUUUAGAUAUGAAAGAAGGCAAUGGAGUCGUAAAGGAUCGUGUCGAAGCGAAAGUCGAAGAACUCAUACCAAGGAUGCCGUGCUUGACUUCCGUGCAGCGUCCCCACAGAGCUGACGGUGACGCCAUCUUGAAUGACUUCGAUCCAAGACUUGUUCCGGGUUACUCCACUGGACUGUGCAUCACGAAGGACGACAGAAACAGCGAACUGCGUGGGCGUAUACGCAGCCUGCUGUGCAGAACUCGCGAGACCAGCAAAAAGGAUGCAAAUAAUCCGCAUCUGAAAUCAGUGCCCGCAAGGCGACGCGAGGUCACUGUGGAGUGA